CAUCUAUCUCUCUCUCUCUCUCAAAAGCAAAAGAAAAGAGGAAAAGGAAAAAACAUGCCCGCAUUGCCAAACCCUACAAAAAUGACUGGUAGGAAGAUUUUCAUAGUUUGGGAAGUUCUCUUGAUCACUAUGCUUAUGCUGUCUUCUUCAGUGACUGCAAGGAAACUUGCAGAAACAUCCAACCCUAGCACAACUAGUAAAGACGUUCCAGGUGAGAAGGUUUUCGUCCGCUUCUUGGGAGACUACGGGGGUAACCCGACAGAUCCAACUAUUCCAACAUAUCCAAAUCCACCGAAUCAUCCAUGAUGUACCUCCCGUUAUAAUGGUGGCAAGCGAGUGUGGUCGUAUCAUAUCGUAUUGGCAUAAUGUUAAGAUUGGGCUCUUGUCAAAAUCGAGUUCAUGUUAAAUCAAGUUAUUUGUUUUUAAUAUCAGACUUGAUCGGUUUGAUUAUUCAUAUUUGUGGAUCUUGUCGUUUUCAUAUUCAGGCCAUGUUAGGUUUCAUGUCAAAAUUGUCAGAGGGCAAUUUUCUUAAUUUUUUUUAUUUUUAUUUUUGUUUUGUGUGUGUUUAAACUUGGUCAUGAGUCACCUUCAAUAGAAUAUGUUCUAGAAUAAAGCUACAUGUGCCAAAUUUUAAUAAAUUGUAUUUUGAUCAAAUUUUUAAUUUUGUCGAUGAUUAAUAUUUUCUUCUGAGUUCUUUUUG
Messenger RNA from Ilex paraguariensis (yerba mate), 700 nucleotides. NCBI's taxonomy places the organism in Eukaryota, Viridiplantae, Streptophyta, Magnoliopsida, Aquifoliales, Aquifoliaceae. The record is from the annotation of a GenBank genome assembly.